GUGCCAAGAGGAGUGUGUGGUUGCGUGUAACGUGUGCAUGAGUGUGUGGUUGCGUGUAACGUGUGCAUGAGUGUGUGGUUGCGUGUAACGUGUGCAUGAGUGUGUGGUUGCGUGUAACGUGUGCAUGAGUGUGUGGUUGCGUGUAACGUGUGCAUGAGUGUGUGGUUGCGUGUAACGUGUGCAUGAGUGUGUGGUUGCGUGUAACGUGUGCAUGAGUAUGUGGUUGCGUGUAACGUGUGCAUGAGUGUGUGGUUGCGUGUAACGUGUGCAUGAGUGUGUGGUUGCGUGUAACGUGUGCAUGAGUGUGUGGUUGCGUGCGUGAGCCUGUCUGCCCCUUCCUCGCGUCCUCCUCUUCUCUUCCGCCGCCUCUUUCUCUCUCUCUCUCUCUCUGGGUUGCAAUAAAGUUCUCUCCGGGUGGGAAGGAAGGCAGCAUCUCUUGAUCUGGCGAAGGGGUUUUUCCCCUCCCUUUCUCCUAUUCUCCCCCUCCCGUACUUACUGCUGGAUCUCUCCUUUAUCAUUUCGGUAAAGAAUACACCGACGCGCAAGGCCAGCCCACGUUCCCACCCUCUUUACGCAGCGAGACGGGGCUCCGGGUUUCCUCGCCCAACGCGCCUCAUUCACACAGCGCGGAGCACCGGCGAGGGAGGCACGGAGAUCGAGAGCAAGAGCAGAGAGAGAAAGAGAAAUAGAGAGAGAGCUCUCUCCUCCUGGCCGCCUUCCUCUCCUCCACCCCUGCCUUCCCCUCCUUCCUUCCUUCCCUCCCUCCUUCCUUUCCAUCCCUCUCUCUCUCUCUCUGAACGUGUGAGCAGGAAAGCUUAUAAAAGCCUGAUGUAAUCCUUAAUGCAGCCUCCGGCUACACACAGACCCGCGUCCAGUGACAACUGCGAGCAGAAGGAGGAGGAGAAAGAAAAGCCGGAACUGGGGAGAGGGAAAAGGGAAAAAGGGAUUUUGAUUUUUGACAAAUAUUGGAUGGAUCUCGGGGAGAAUCAUUCCCGGCUGAAGCUUCUUCUGCCUCACUUUGCCUCCUGGAUCUAAUUCUUGCUGGGUCUCGACGGGCUUCUCUGCCUCCUUCCUUGUCUUUCGCUCAAGAGCCUUGACUUCUCCUCUCAUCAGCCCCCCUAUGUCACCCCACAUUUUUGCUUCUCCAACCCAACACCGAGAGAGCCAAGGUUAGGACGCCUGUCUUCGGGAAGCAUUCGGGGACAAAGUUUGCCUUCCCUGCCUGCGUGUCUUCAUCUUCUCCUUCUUUCCCAGCGUGGGAGAAAAAGCAAGAGGCUUGACCCCCUCCUUUUCCCCCCAAAAUCCGCUCGGACUCCCUUCGCCAAUGGCCAUUUUCUUACUUCUGGGUUUGUGGAUGGUUUCCAUUUGGAAUUGGAUCCAACUGGGGGAAAGGAGAUAAUUCACCGGAGGCGCUGAAAGGUGUUCCUUGCCCGAGCCACAAGGAGGAGCCUGAAGCCACAGAUGAUGAGAAGAAGGCUGGAUUAAUCUCAAGGAGAGCCUAGAGUGAGAUCUCUCUUUUCCACCCUCUUGUUAUGUCCAAGAUCUGCACCUUACCUGGCCAUUACUUUGAGCUCCAAAGGACCAGGGACCUAGGAUGAGGAGAAGCGCUGGAUAUUCCUUGAACCUGCUUUUGUUAUUGCCACUUUUCUUUGCGUGGACGGCAGUGGCCCUGGACUUGGGGCAAUCUUCAUGCACGACAUUGGUCCAGGGCAAAUUCUUUGGGUAUUUCUCCUCGUUUGCUGUCUUCCCGUUGAACACUUCUCAUUGCUCUUGGAUUAUCCAGAAUCCUGACCCAAGGAGGUAUACUUUGUACAUGAAGGUCUUGAAGCCCGCCGGGGUGUGUGACCACCAGCUCAUACGCACAUACCAGUUUGACUCGUUCUUGGAGUCAACACGGACGUACCUGGGCAUGGAGAGCUUCGAUGAUGUGCUGAACCUUUGCGACAGCUCCACCCGCUAUGCCUUCCUCCAGUCCAACAAGCAAUUCCUCCAGAUGAAGCAGAUGGGGUCCCCCUUAGAAAGUGGUCCUGUCCGGUGGAAGCCCUACAAAGUUCAGGAGAGAGAUUUCUCUGUGGAAUACCUGGUGGUGGGCAACCGGAGUCCAAGCAAAGCUGCCUGCCAGAUGCUGUGCAAAUGGCUGGAUACUUGUUUGACCACCAGCAGCAGCUCCCACCCAUGUGGCAUCAUGCAAACGCCAUGUUCCUGCUCCAGCGGGGAGGCAUUGGAUCAGCCCAGCGAGAUCCUUGGGAUAACCAAAAAGAAGGACGGUUGUUUCAAGGGUGGGAUUUACUUGGAGAACUGCUUGAGCAGCCCCAAAGACAGCAGCGGGCAGGAUUUACUGGGUGGAUGGAACCCUUGGUCGAUGUGGGGAGAAUGCACCAGGGACUGUGGGGGUGGCCUCCAGACUCGAACCCGGACCUGUCAACCCCUUCCGGAAGAUGGCCUCAUCUGUGAAGGAGUCUUAGAAGAAGGGAGACUCUGCAACCGGAAAGCUUGUAACCCGAACGGACAUUACAAUUCCCGGAGCCAAUCCCUGAGGUCUACCGACAACCGGAAGCGAGACGAUAUGGAUGAGUUCCAACAGUAUGGGUACCCUGCUCCACAAAUAGGUGAUCCAGCUGCUGAGGAGUGGUCCCCCUGGAGCGUGUGUUCGACCACCUGUGGGGAGGGCUGGCAGACCCGGACACGAUUCUGCGUCUCGUAUUCCUACAGCACACAAUGCAGUGGGCCUCUUCGGGAGCAACGGCAAUGCAACAACUCAGCUGUCUGUCCAGUACAUGGGGCAUGGGACGAGUGGUCACCAUGGAGCUUGUGUUCAUCAACCUGUGGACGAGGAUACAGGGACCGCACCCGGACCUGCAAACCUCCUCAGUUCGGCGGAAACCCUUGUGAGGGACCUGAGAAGCAAACCAAGUUCUGUAAUAUUGCACUUUGCCCAGGCCACUCAGUGGACGGCAACUGGAACGAGUGGUCCAGUUGGAGCUCCUGUUCCACCAGUUGCUCCAACGGGACCCAGCAGCGGACGAGAGAGUGCAACGGACCGUCUUACGGGGGAGCCGAGUGCCAAGGACACUGGGUGGAGACACGAGACUGCUUCCUUCGACAAUGCCCAGUGGAUGGAAAGUGGCAAGUCUGGGGUCCAUGGGGGAGCUGCACUGCCACGUGUGGAGGUGGGACACAGAAGCGAGAUCGGUCAUGCUACGGUCCUUUCUUUGGAGGAAGCGUGUGUCAAGGCACCAGAGAGGAGUUCAAGCAAUGCAAUGAGAAAAGAUGUCCAGAGCCCCAUGAGAUCUGUGAUGAAGAUAGCUUUGCUUCUGUGAUUUGGAAGGAGACUCCUGCUGGAGAUGCUGCAGCUGUUCGAUGUCCCCGUAAUGCCACAGGGCUGAUCUUGCGGCGGUGUUUGCUCGAUGAAGAAGGUAUUGCCUACUGGACAAUUCCAACUUAUGUCAAAUGUGUUUCCAUUGACUACAGGAACAUACAGAUGAUGACAAGGGAGCAUCUUUCAAAAGCCCAGAGGGGUCUGAUAGGAGACGGAAUAUCAGAGGUCUUGCAAAACCUGGUCGAGAUAUCUCAGGAUGGAACCAGCUACAGUGGAGAUCUUCUUUCAACCUUCGAUGUCCUGAGGAACAUGACUGAGAUCUUCCGCAGGGCCUAUUAUAGCCCAAACCCCAGUGAUGUUCAGAACUUUGUGCAAGUAAUUAGCAACAUACUGACUGAGGACAACCGGGACAAGUGGGAAGAGGCUCAACUGAUGGGACCAAAUGCCAAGGAACUCUUUAGGCUGGUGGAAGACUUCAUUGACGUCAUUGGCUUCCGUAUGAAAGAUUUCCAGGAUUCCUAUCAAGUGACUGAAAAUCUGGUCCUCAGCAUCCAGAAGCUCCCUGCCAAUGCAGCCAAAGACAUUAGCUUCCCUAUGAAAGGCUGGCGAGGCAUGGUGGAUUGGGCCCGCACGGCCGAGGACAAGGUCACGGUGUCCAAAAGCAUCCUCUCCACGGGGGUUUCAGAGACAGACGACUCUGCCGUCUUUGUGGUGGGGACAGUCCUGUACCGAAAUCUGGGUGGGAUCCUUGCCCUCCAAAGGAACACCACAGUGCUUAAUUCUAGAGUCCUCUCCGUGACGGUGAAACCAGCUCCCCGAUCCCUGCUCACGCCAAUGGAAAUUGAAUUCUCCCACCUGUACAAUGGAACGACCAACCAGACGUGUAUCCUCUGGGAUGAAGCUGAUGUACCCUCCUCCUCCACCACCAUCACCUCCUCCUCCUCCUCCUCCUCCUUCUCCUCGUCUCAGCUUGGUGCCUGGUCCUGGCGUGGCUGCCGAACAGUCCCGGUCGAUCCUUUCCGAACUAAAUGCCUCUGUGACAGAAUCUCUACCUUCGCCAUCUUAGCCCAGCUCAGUGCUGAAAUGAAUUCAGAAAAAGUGCUCGUUCCUUCGGUCACCUUAAUUGUUGGCUGUGGGGUGUCUUCCUUGACACUUUUGCUCUUGAUCAUCAUAUACAUCUCAGUCUGGAGGUACAUCCGUUCGGAGCGUUCAGUCAUCCUUAUCAACUUCUGCCUUUCUAUCAUAUCAUCCAAUGCUCUCAUUCUUAUUGGGCAAACCCAGACCCGGAAUAAGGUGAUAUGCACCUUGGUGGCAGCCUUCCUGCACUUUUUCUUCCUCUCCUCCUUCUGUUGGGUUCUGACGGAGGCCUGGCAAUCCUAUAUGGCUGUCACUGGCCGGUUACGCAACCGCAUCAUCCGAAAACGCUUCCUGUGUCUUGGAUGGGGCUUGCCUGCCUUGGUGGUGGCCAUCUCUGUGGGAUUCACUAAAGCCAAGGGAUACAGCACCAUGAACUACUGUUGGCUCUCUUUGGAAGGCGGCCUGCUGUAUGCCUUCGUGGGACCUGCAGCGGCUGUCGUUUUGGUGAACAUGGUUAUUGGUAUUCUGGUGUUUAACAAACUUGUAUCCAAAGAUGGAAUAACAGAUAAGAAACUGAAGGAACGGGCAGGUCAGAUGGCAGUGCCCCUUUACGGCAUCACGCUCAAAUGUUCCAAGUGUGGAGUGGUGUCUUCCGGUGAAGUUUCGGCCACAGCCACCAGUAACGCCAUGGCAUCCCUGUGGAGCUCCUGCGUGGUCCUUCCUCUCCUUGCUCUGACCUGGAUGUCAGCCGUGCUGGCCAUCACUGACCGCCGGUCCGCGCUCUUCCAGAUCCUCUUUGCAGUCUUUGACUCCUUGGAGGGCUUUGUCAUUGUCAUGGUCCACUGCAUCCUGAGAAGAGAGGUGCAGGAUGCUGUGAAAUGUCGAGUGGUGGACCGUCAAGAAGAAGGGAAUGGUGAUUCUGGAGGAUCAUUUCAGAACGGACAUGCCCAGCUCAUGACUGAUUUCGAGAAAGACGUGGACAUGGCUUGUAGAUCAGGUGAGCACAUAACAGUGCUCAAUAAAGACAUCGGCACCUGCCGCACCAUGACCAUUACGGGGACUCUGAAGCGUCCUUCUCUGCAGGAUGAGGAGAAGCUGAAGCUGAACCAGCAGAAGGGUUCAUCAAACUUUAACAGUCUUCCAGCCAACGUCUCCAAGAUGCACCUCCAAGGGUCCCCACAUUACCUGGGGGCCAUCAACCUCAACGACUUCAGCAAUCACACCCUGACUUUGAAGAAGGACAAGAGCCAGCCUCCCAAGUCCAUCUACAUCUGUGAUGGAGAUAUCUUCAAAAAGCUGGACUCGGAGCUUUCCCGGGCGCAAGACCAAGCCAUAGACACCAGCUAUGUCAUCCUGCCCAGCAACACCUCCACCUUGCGGCCUAAGCCACCUCCGCCGCCUCCGCCGCCCAAGGACGAUACAAAAUACAGCAUCAACAUAGACCAGAUGCCUCAAACGAGGCUCAUCCACCUCAGCAUGGCCACAGACCCAGGCUUUGUUGUCAAGAGCCCCCCAAGGGAACCUGUGGGGAUGAGCUGUGGGGAGAUUCAGGCUUCCCCGCUGAUGCAGCAGCAGCAACACCAGUUGUCACCUCCUCUGGUUAACAAAUCUGGUGACUCAAAAAUGCCAAACAGCUUGUGUGACACAGGCGAGUCUGGUCAUCCUGGAAUGAUGCCCAAGGGUGAGAACAUCGCUACCCUUUCCAUGAGUUCUCUUGAGAGGCGGAAAUCCCGGUAUGCAGAACUAGAUUUUGAGAAAAUCAUGCACACGAGAAAACGUCACCAAGACAUGUUUCAGGACUUGAACCGGAAACUUCAGCAUGCAGAAAAAGAUAAGGAAUCUCCAACAAUAGAUAGCAAGGCUAUAAAACGGUGGAGUGUUUCCUCGGGUGGAAGUGAUAAAACUAACGCUAGCCAAGAAAAACAGCAGACGCCAAACAAGAGACCCUGGGAAGGAAUCCGGAAGGUCCACUCGCCCCCGGCGUGGGUUAAAAAGGACAUGGAGCCUAUUUCCCCGUCUCCUUUGGAACUCAAAACUGUCGAGUGGGAAAAGGCAGGGGCCACCAUCCCUCUGGUGGGACAGGACAUCAUUGACCUCCAGACAGAAGUCUGAGAAGGCUAAGAGGAGAAAGACUCUGAGGGCGCCUGUCCGUUCCCCCUGCCAGGAAACAACACAAAAACCGACAACAACAACGUACAAGCCGAUAAGAUGUUUUUUAUAUAUUAAAAAAAGAACCAAUUAAAUGGAAUCAAAGUGGAACGAGAAAAGUCUGUUGGUUUCUUUGCGAAACCCUUGGGUUGAAGAGGAAGGAUAUCCGGAGUAACCUUUGUAUUGUUCUCUGCAGACAGAAUUGGGGGGAAUCUAUUACUUUGUAGAACAUAGUAGCAGUAGGUGCAGAAUGUAAUACGGUCUUUCCCAGGUAAGGAAGGAAGGAAGGUAGGAGAAAGGAAGCAGGCCGAGGGGAAGGAAGGAAGUGGGGGGAUGGGGAGGAUCCACGUUUUUCGAACAUGACCUCAGCCUCCAGUUCUCAGUAGUGAAGGGGUGGCUAAAGGUUGUUUUGAUAGAGAUCAGUAGCAAGGGGCGUCAGGAGUGAAGGAACCUACAACCAGAAGGAAGGAACCAAGCAGCGAAAGACCACUGUUCCUCUGGAGAAGGCCAACAGGCAGUUGGUUCUUGGGAUGUUAAUGGGAGGACAUGAAAGAUGCCCAUCUGCCUUCCAUCCCCUUGAAGCUAUCAGAAAGGAAUCUGAAGAAAAUCUAGGAAAGUGUUCCUGGUGGCUGGAUUUCUCUAGCAGUUCUCCAGGAGUAACGUCAGCGAGGCGGGAGAGCAAGUCCUGAGGAGUAACUCCAAAAACGUCUUCUUCCAUACUGGAUUUUCAGAACUCUUUGAGGAUCAGAGCAGCAACGGUGUCAGAACCGCGAGUGUGAUGUGUGAACCAUUGGCGGGAGCUUUUCUUAAGACAAUUGGGUUCCAUUCAACCUUUCUCCAGAGACACACACACACAAUGAAAAGGACAACAAACAUUACUGGGUAAGGGAGGGGUUUUUAUAAAAAUAAAAGCAAAAGCAAACCAUGAACUAAAAAGAAUGUAGGUCAUUAUACUGACUGUUAGUAGAUCCUAGACAAAGCUAACGGUGGGCCUUUGUACAAAAAGGGUCACGUGGCCUCAUCCCCCUCCUUUUAUUUUCAAAAGACUCAACAGUGACCCCUCCUCGUCCACUUUCUCAAAGUGGAUGCUACCUGGUUAACAGACCAGAAACAUUGAGGACAUGGAGAACAUUGCCUUAGGACUUUGAGACAAACUGGACAAAAAAAAUAAACAUUGAGUAACAUCUACUUGGGGAAAAAUCUAUUUUUUUCUUGUUUUUCUUUUCUUCUUUUUCUUUUCUUCAAUAAAAAGACAACUUGAAACCCAA
Messenger RNA from Anolis carolinensis (green anole), 7812 nucleotides. It is a transcript of the gene adgrb1, whose product is annotated as adhesion G protein-coupled receptor B1. Gene Ontology annotation, biological process: adenylate cyclase-activating G protein-coupled receptor signaling pathway; engulfment of apoptotic cell; cell surface receptor signaling pathway. Bases 1595 to 6508 code for a protein of 1637 amino acids. Gene Ontology annotation, molecular function: G protein-coupled receptor activity. Gene Ontology annotation, cellular component: dendrite; plasma membrane; postsynaptic density. The record is from RefSeq and is a predicted model, not a curated record. The transcript has 33 exons. NCBI's taxonomy places the organism in Eukaryota, Metazoa, Chordata, Lepidosauria, Squamata, Anolidae.